UCCUAUAUCUGAAUGCUGGGUUGAUAGAGAAACUGCUUAACCUAAUGACAGAUAUCUCAUCCUUUUAGGAUGCUUUUGUGUUGAUUGAGACUGUCUUUCAUGGGGUCCCUUACUUUUGCUUUUUUAUUGGGUAAUUUGGAAUCUGCAUAAAAAACAAAUUUGGUUAUGCUGUUUAUUUGAAGGAUGAAUAGGCUUCAGUCCUGGACUUGCUGAGGAUGAACUCUUCUGGGGACAAUCAAAUUUCAGUCAGUCCCAAAAUCCUAUCUCCUCUCAAGCAAAUUCUAACCCUGGUUAUUUGCAUGAAGGGAGGAGCAGUUCAAUCCAAGCAUUAGUGGCACCUACGGAUUUGGAGGGUCGGAACAUUCCAUUUUUAACAGCAAUUGCAGCCAACAAUGGAACAUCUGGCUUAGAGAGGCUGUUGAGGUGAUUCUCAUUAUUCUAUGAAGUUGGCCUCUCACCGGAUGCCAGGUCUUAUGAGGAUAGCAACAAGUCUUCUGACAUUAACACCGAUAUACUGUCCUUGCAAUUCAAAUCAAGACGUGGAUAGCAAUAGGUCUUAUUAGGACCUUGAGGGAUCUACCCUCCAUUAGUAAUUUGGAUCGUUGCCCAAUAUUUCCCAAGAUGAGGUAAACUCUUACACUAAGAUCCAUUUCUCAAGGUGAGGAUGAUAUGGAAGAGAGCAGAUGAUGAUUUUUCGGCGGUUGAUCGUAAUGGUUCGAGUGCCCACACAAGCCUGACAUUGAAACCAUGCACAAAGAAACAUCAGGGUCCUGAGAUUCGAACUGGGUUUUUGAAAGACGCAAAACCCAUACAGCUUCAACAAGGUCAAGAGAUUACUGUCACGACUGACUAUAGCAUUGAAGGUGAUGAGAAUAUGAUAAGUAUGAGCUACCCGAAGUUGGCUGAGGAUUUAAAGCCACAAAGUGUUAUUCUGUGUGCUGAUGGGACAAUUUCUCUUACUGUUCUGGAUUGUGACAAGGAACGGGGUUUGGUUCGUUGUCGUUGUGAAAACUCUGCACUACUUGGUGAGAAGAAGAAUGUCAAUCUUCCUGGAGUUAUUGUUGAUCUCCCAACCUUAACGAGCAAGGACAAAGAGGAUAUUUUGGAAUGGGGAGUUCCAAAUAAGAUUGACAUGAUUGCUCUCUCUUUUGUUCGCAAAGGUUCUGACCUUGUGGAGGUCAGGCAACUGUUAGGACCCCAUGCAAACAACAUCCUUCUCAUGUCAAAGGUGGAGAAUCAAGAAGGUGUUGCUAAUUUCGAUGAUAUUCUGGCAAACUCAGAUGCAUUUAUGGUGGCAAGGGGUGACCUAGGAAUGGAAAUUCCCAUUGAAAAGAUAUUCCUAGCUCAAAAAGCAAUGAUACUGGAGGCCAACAUGCAAGGAAAACCAGUGGUGACUGCCACUCAGAUGUUGGAGUCCAUGACCAAAUCUCCCCGGCCUACUCGAGCUGAAGCCACUGAUGUUGCUAAUGCAGUUCUUGAUGGCACUGACUGCGUCAUGCUUAGCGGAGAAACUGCUGCUGGGCCCUAUCCUGAAAUUGCUGUUCAAACCAUGUCAAGAAUUUGCACAGAGGCAGAGGAUUUUAUAGACUACGGACAUCUUUUUAAAAGAAUAAUGAAAACUGCACCAAUCCCGAUGAGCCCAUUGGAGAGCUUGGCCUCUUCAGCUGUGAGCACAGCCCAUUGCAUUAAAGCAGCUCUAAUUUUGGUCCUAACCAGAGGAGGAAGCACUGCAAAGCUAGUGGCUAAGUACAGGCCAAGCAUGCCAAUCUUGUCGGUGGUGGUUCCAGAGAUAAGAACAGAUUCUUUCGAGUGGUCAUGCAGUGAUGAAGCUCCGGCAAGGCAUAGCCUUAUUUAUCGGGGUUUGGUUCCUGUUUUGAGCACAAGUUCUGCAAGAGCUUCUCAUGCAGAAUCAACCAAAGAGACCGUAGAGUUGGCCCUCCAACAUGCAAAGGCCAAGCAACUUUGCAAGCCUGGAGACUCGGUCGUGGUGUUGCAUAGAGUUGAGUCUGCUACUGUCAUCAAAAUAUUGACUGUUGGUUGAUUGUAUUGGGCCAAAGUUUGGUUAAUGGUACUUCGAUCUUAUUUUGUUGCGCGAUUUUUUCUUCUUGUUUUUCCCAGGAUGGGACGGUUAUUGAACUCAAUUCACUGGAUUUUGGUGAGAAUC
Messenger RNA from Corylus avellana, 2164 nucleotides. RefSeq names its product pyruvate kinase, cytosolic isozyme. Gene Ontology annotation, biological process: glycolytic process. NCBI's taxonomy places the organism in Eukaryota, Viridiplantae, Streptophyta, Magnoliopsida, Fagales, Betulaceae. Gene Ontology annotation, molecular function: potassium ion binding; magnesium ion binding; pyruvate kinase activity. The record is from RefSeq and is a predicted model, not a curated record.